AUGUGGAUCCAUGUACAUAACCGUGUGCGCAGCCGCGUGCACAGCCCCAAUGCACUGAGCCGCCAGCGCAGCCCGACAGUGCACCAUCGCACCCUCUUUCGCAGUAUUCAAUGGGUUAUUUUGCGAGUUCGUAUGCAUAAUACGAUAGUUAUGACAUCCCAGCCUGUCUCAGUCUUUUCCCGUCACGUCACUCUGUUCAGUGCCCUGAAGGCUAUCAAACCGGGCUCGACCGUAUCCCCUGUCAGCAUCUUCUGGACGAACGCAUGCAUCGCCUUCUUUCCACUACUUUCGGGAUUCAAAAUUGCCAACAAAGAGGUAGUCCGGGGAGAUGAGAAACGGCCUGAUUGCGUCGUGCUUCAAAUCUGCAUGCUUGACUCGUCCCCUGAAAUUCUUUCCAAGGAAGCUGUUCUAUCUGAGCAGCCAGUAAUCGUUGUGCAGUGUCAAAGUCCAGAAAAGGAUACUCCAGCCGAGUGGAAAUUAGCAGAGGAUCAGCUACUGGAUUACUGCAUGAGGAACAUCAAUGGAACAACGCGAAUCUUUGCAGCUACAGCAAUCGGAACGAGAGUCAGAUUCUGGAGAUACGACAGACCUAAUCUUACGCCUUUGUUCCAAGACGAUGAAAUUCAUGAUCUCGUUGAUGGUCCUGCUAGUUGUGAAGCUGAACUGUGUCUGAACUAUAUUCGAGAGAAUGGAUGGAACUGGGCACAGGGUCGCACCAGGCGGCCAUGA
This is a messenger RNA of Aspergillus niger, 729 nucleotides long. RefSeq lists its product as uncharacterized. Lineage: Eukaryota; Fungi; Ascomycota; Eurotiomycetes; Eurotiales; Aspergillaceae. The record is from RefSeq and is a predicted model, not a curated record. The transcript is spliced from 2 exons. Bases 1 to 729 code for a protein of 242 amino acids.